AUGCGAGAUGAACCAGCUACGACGAACGCCGACGCCACGCUCAACAAACUGUUGCAGGCUACUGAUUUGACAGGGUAUGAGUCAGAUCUGCGUAGAAAGCUGAAACUUCGAAAUGCGGCGGAUUUGCAGUAUGUUGAAGAAGUCGAUUUGUUAUCAAUUGGAAUGAGCCGCCCAGAGCAGAAACGACUUCGCAAAGAAUACACACGGAUGUUCCCUUCUGGAAUUAUUGGAAAGGUCAAAAAAGCAUUCAAACGGAGUGAGAGCCUGGAUCGAAAAAAUUCCAACUCCAUCGGUAGCCGAGAAGACGAUGAUCAUCACGUCAUCCCCAUUGAAAAAAUCACACUUUGCAAAGAAUUAGGUCAAGGAGAGUUCGGAUCGGUAUGGCAAGCUGCGUGGAAGAACGGUAACGAUGUUACUCAAGUCGCUGUGAAGUGUGUUGGAUCUGAUAAGCUGCUUGCCACGUCAUCGUCCUUCCUGCAAGAAGCUGCAAUUAUGACACGAAUGAGACAUGAACAUGUUGUCAGGCUGUAUGGCGUUGUGCUGGAUACAAAGAAAAUCAUGCUGGUGUCAGAACUUGCCACGUGUGGAUCUCUUCUGGAAUGUCUUCACAAACCAGCACUCAGAGAUAGCUUCCCGGUACAUGUUCUCUGUGAUUAUGCAGAACAAAUUGCAAUAGGAAUGUCCUAUUUGGAAUCACAGCGUCUUAUUCAUCGUGAUCUUGCCGCCAGGAAUGUUCUAGUUUUCAGUCCCAAACUAGUGAAAAUAUCAGAUUUUGGGCUGUCCAGAAGUCUGGGAGUUGGUGAAGACUACUACCGAAGCGAGUUCACUCCUAACCUUAAACUUCCAAUUGCCUGGUGUGCUCCAGAAUGCAUAAACUUCUUAAAAUUCACCUCAAAGUCUGAUGUAUGGGCAUACGGAGUAACGAUAUGGGAGAUGUUUUCUUAUGGAGCGAUGCCGUGGAAAGGAAAAUCUGGUGGUCAGAUCUUGGAAUUGGUGGACAGAAAGAAGGAGUUGCUCGCACGGCCCGAAGCUUGUCCAGAAGACAUUUAUGAUAUGUUGAAGGAGGCGUGGACACAUCAAGUAACGAAUAGGCCCAACUUCUCUGAUAUCGUUUCGCAGUUCCCGGAGAGAAGAGCCCAAUCGGUUAGAGCAGUAGUAGAUUGUAGAGAUUCCGCAGCGGAUCACCUGCAUUUUAAGAAGGAUGAUCUGAUUGUUGUUAUCAGUAGAUCACCUGCUCAAUAUCCCGAUGGCUACUAUUGGUUCGGUUCCUUACGAAACGGCAAACUCGGCCUUUUCCGUCCCACGGACACCGUAGCUCAUUUAGGAUCCGAACCUCCUUGCUCAAAUGUCGAGAAUGGAUUCAACGGAGAAAAGAGCACAGAGAAGGGGAAAAAAAAUAAAAAAGUAGAUAAAGGAGAAGAACGAGAACGGAAGAAGCUGCUGAUUAGUGAACCAGUUGGAGACGUUCGUCACACUUGCCACGUGGGAAUAGAUGGAACUGCUUUCGGACUUCUGCAGUUGGAUAAGAAGGCAAUGUGCCCAACGUCGUCUUCACCUUCUACUUCUAGAGGUUCCACGACUACAUCGCAAGCGUCUCCAGCACCAUCACAUACAUCCUCCUCCACUUCCUCCUCCGUUCAACUUCGGGAGAACGUUGCACGCCAUGGUGUAUCUCUCAAAGAAACCAUGUCACUUCGAGACGUCGGUCCACUCAGUAGGGACGCUAUAAGCCUUCGAGAGACCGUAUCUCCACCGAUCACUCGUGCUCCAUCCCAACCACCAUCCUACUCACAACCACGCCCACCACCACGAAGUGUCUCUUCUGUCAACAAUCAUCACCAUUCUUUACCUAACGGAGAUCAAUUUUCAUCUCUAGAUCGAACACGAGGAUCUGUCACGCCUACUGCUCCACCACUCACUUCUUCAGCAGCCAGCUCACUAAAGGAACCAAUGAACGGAAUAUCAUUGUCGAUUCCUAACAAUCAAAUGAGCUAUAUGGAUGAUGAAGAAUGGGUUAGAUCUCCUGGUGGUGUGUCUGCGUCUACUACAAUGACCACACUCUCAUUCAGGAAGGAUCCUAUUCCAGCGCCAAGAGGACCAGUAGCGGCAGUUUAUGCGAGAGGAAAAGAUAUCCCUACAUCUGCCAGCCGGUCCGAUGUAGCAAUCUGUGAGGAAAUCGAACAUCUAAAUCGAGACCUCACCAACUACUCCAUUGGCACCAUUUGCGAUUAUCCUGAAGAUCGCCCUCUUUUAGAUUCCUUCAAUAAAUCGUGCUCAAACUCUACAAGUCAUACACCAAGCUCUCGUCUCCGCUUCAUGACAGAAGAUGAGGCUCGAAAAAUGAACGAGAAGUCGCUAAGAGAGCAUAGAAAAACUGAAGAUCUGUUGAAAGAAAAAAGGCAAAGGGAGAAAAAAGUUGAAGUUGUUUCACCUCCAGAUGAAGCUCCAAUCGAAUCCCUCUACUCUGGUCAAAAGCGACAACAGGAAGGAUGGUCAUCAGCGGCACAGGAAGCUUAUAAGCUGCUAGUCGAGUGUGGAACCAACCUGAAACAGGCUUCAGUGUCGCCUCCACCAAUGUCUCCUGCGUCAUCAAGAUUCACAACUCUGGAUCGUCCCACCUCCACCACCACCGAUCGUUCUAGUGUAUCCCCAGCACCCCCUAGACCCGUUACGCCUCCAAUGGCCGUGAGAAGCGAGACGAUAUCGAUGAGAAAGGUAUCAGAAGAGAGUAUGGAGCAAGUAACAGUGGAGGAGAACUCGCCGAAGCGAGUGCAUAUUAUUGAAACCAAGUUGAUAGAUGGACCAGCGAGAGGGAUGAGUCCUAUCCAGGAUCGGCACGUUCCCGCCUUCACCACCCCAAUGUCAAAUACCUUCCGAAAACCACCAGCGCCCGCUCCAAACGGAACAAACUCAUCCUCAGAUCAAAAACCACCGCCUUGCAGGCCGCCCAAAAAGUUUCCGUUAGUUAUUGACGAACGGAACUUGGCAUACGAUAAUUUGAAUGGGUUCGGAGCUGGAGCCCGUGUUGCGCCCCCUGUUCCUCCAAAACCAAAAGUCAGAACAAUUUUCAGCUUCGCCGAUGACUCGAAAAAAGAG
Molecule: messenger RNA, 3096 nt
Organism: Caenorhabditis briggsae
Lineage: Eukaryota; Metazoa; Nematoda; Chromadorea; Rhabditida; Rhabditidae
Gene: Cbr-ark-1
Product: Protein CBR-ARK-1
Exons: 8
Biological process (GO): protein phosphorylation
Molecular function (GO): protein tyrosine kinase activity; protein binding; ATP binding
Source: RefSeq, a predicted model, not a curated record